CACAUUUUUAUUGUGGCUUUUGCUUCAUACUGCUGCUGCAAAUGGUGGAGACCGAGAAGCCCCGAUAGUUCGGGCUCAAAUUUACAUAUAAAUCACAUUUAGUGAACCUUUCGCAUGGAAGGCGACUGCCUUAUAAUGAUUACAAUCAACUGUAAGGACACGGGGAUCUGUGUCUGAACGGCAUGUACGUGUGUCACCACUGCAAAUCGGUUUGACAGGCGGAAAGUGCAAAUCUGAGGACUGGAAGAUUGUGUCAAUGGACGCUUCUGUGGUGGCACAAAACGUUUUCUUUUUUUCCACAGGAGGUAAAAAGUAGGCCGGAUUGUGUCCUAGGAUUGCGAUCACAGUCUUUUUUUAAAUACCUGACACCGAGAGUUUUUGACAAAGGCAGUAUCGAAAAUGACGACCAGCAGCCCCGAAGCGGUGAAGAAAUUACUUGAGAAUAUGCAGACGGAUUUGCGGUCGCUGUCCAUGGAAUGCAAGAAAAAAUUCCCCCCAGUCAAAGAGGCUGCAGAAUCUGGGAUUGUGAAGAUCAAAACCAUUGCAGCGAGGAACACAGACAUCCUGGCAGCUCUGAAAGAAAGCAGCUCGGAGGUGGUGCAGCCGUUCCUGAUGGGAUGUGGCACCAAGGAGCCCAAGAUCACCCAGCUGUGCCUGGCGGCCAUCCAGAGACUCAUGUCCCAUGAAGUAGUGUCUGAGGCCGCAGCAGGGAACAUCAUUAACAUGCUGUGGCAGCUGAUGGAGAACGGGCUGGAGGAGCUGAAGCUGCUGCAGACGGUGCUGGUUCUGCUCACCACCAACACUGUGGUGCACGAUGAGGUGCUAUCCAAGGCCAUCGUCCUGUGCUUCCGGCUGCACUUCACCAAGGACAACAUCACCAACAACACCGCGGCCGCCACUGUGCGCCAAGUCGUCACCGUCGUCUUCGAGAGGAUGGUUGCCGAGGACGACCGGCACAAAGGUAUCGUGGAGCAGCCGCCGCCCGUCCAGGGAAACAGCAACCGCAGAUCCGUUAGCACCCUGAGGCCCAGCGCUAAGGAUGCCUACAUGCUGUUCCAGGACCUGUGCCAGCUGGUGAAUGCCGACGCCCCCUACUGGCUGGUGGGGAUGACGGAGAUGACACGGACGUUUGGCCUGGAGCUCCUGGAGUCGGUGUUAAACGAUUUCCCAGGAGUGUUUCUGCAGCACCUGGAGUUCAGCUUCCUGCUGAAGGAGCGCGUGUGCCCGCUGGUGAUCAAGCUCUUCUCCCCGAACAUCAAGUUCCGGCAGGGCCUGGCGUCCGCCCCCUCCCCUGGUCCCGUGGAGAAGCCCUACUUCCCCAUCUGCAUGCGGCUCCUCAGAGUGGUGUCCGUGCUCAUCAAGCACUUCUACAGCCUGCUGGUGACGGAGUGUGAGAUCUUCCUCUCCCUGCUGGUGAAGUUUCUGGACGGGGAGAAGCCGCAGUGGCUGCGGGCGGUAGCUGUGGAGUCCAUCCACCGGCUGUGUGUGCAGCCGCACCUCUUAAGAUCGUUCUGCCAGUCCUAUGAUAUGAAGCAGCACUCCACAAAGGUGUUCAGAGACAUCGUUAACGCGCUGGGGUCCUUCAUACAGUCUCUGUUCAUUGCACCGAGCGCUGUGCCUGCCAACACAGCUGCUGGUGGGUCAGUCUCCGGGGGGCCGGCAGGUGUCCAGGGCGGGGCAGGCGCCGGGGGAGCUGGCGGGGGUCCGACCGCGCAGGCAGCGUUUGAAUACCGCGGCACCUGGAUUCCUCUGAUGGCCGUCAAUGUCCAGGGUAGCGCUAAGGCUACUUACCUGGAGAUGUUGGACAAAGUGGAGCCCCCCUCCAUCCCGGAGGGGUACGCGAUGUCCGUGGCGUUCAGCGCCCUUCUGGACCUGGUGAGGGGAAUCACCGCCAUGAUCGAGCGGGAGCUGGCCAAGGAGGCCGCCGCCGCUGCCGCCGCCCACAACGGCUCGGACGCGCCCCCCGCUGACCCUCAGGGCCACGCCCAAGAUCAGGAGCCAGUUCCCCAGCUGGUUUGGGAGGAGAUGGUAAACGCAUGCUGGUGUGGACUCCUUGCGGCUCUCUCCCUCCUGCUAGAUGCCAGCACGGACGAGACGGCCACGGAGAACAUCCUGAAGGCGGAGCUGACGAUGGCGUCACUGUGCGGGCGUUUGGGCCUGGUCACGCCCCGCGACGCCUUCAUUACCGCCAUCUGCAAGGCCUCCCUCCCGCCGCACUACGCCCUGACUGUGCUCAGCAGCUCCUCCGCCAGUCUCACCACCAAGACGUACUCCAUCCAGGGACAGAGUGUGCAGAUGAUCAGCCCCUCCAGUGAGUCCCAUCAGCAGGUGGUGGCUGUGGGCCAGCCUCUCUCCGCCCAGCCCCAGGGCACUGUGGUGCUGACGGCGAAGAACAUCCAGUGCAUGCGGACUCUGCUGAACCUGGCGCACUGCCACGGGGCCGUGCUCGGCACGUCCUGGCAGCUGGUCCUGGCCACCCUGCAGCACCUGGUGUGGAUUCUAGGCCUGAAGCCUGGGGCCGGUGGUGCUCUGAAGCCCGGCCGUGCAGUGGAGGGCCCCAGCACGGUGCUGACCACAGCCGUGAUGACUGACCUGCCGGUCAUUUCCAACAUCUUAUCCAGGCUGUUCGAGAGCUCCCAGUACUUGGAUGACGUGUCCCUGCACCACCUGAUCAACGCUCUCUGCUCGCUGUCCAUGGAGGCCAUGGAAAUGGCUUAUGGGAACAAUAAGGAGCCUUCCUUGUUUGCAGUCGCAAAGCUGCUUGAGACCGGUCUGGUCAACAUGGACCGCAUUGAGAUUCUCUGGAGGCCUUUGACUGGUCACUUGCUGGAGGUGUGUCAGCACCCCAACUCUCGAAUGCGGGAAUGGGGUGCGGAGGCCCUGACGUCGCUGAUCAAAGCAGGCCUGGCCUACAAGCACGACCCGCCCCUGUCCCAAAACCAGAGGCUGCAGCUGCUCCUCCUGGGCCCGCUGAAGGACCUCUCGGGCAUCCUGCACGCUGACAUCCGGCACCGGCAGCUGGAGAGCGUGCUGCAGAUCCUGCAGAGCCAGGGGGACAGCCUGGGCCCCGGGUGGCCCCUGGUGCUGGGGGUCAUCGGAGCCAUCCGCAACGACCAGGGCGAAUCCUUGAUCCGAACGGCCUUCCAGUGCCUGCAGCUGGUGGUGACGGACUUCCUACCCACAAUGCCUUGCACCUGUCUCCAGAUUGUGGUGGAUGUCGCUGGCAGCUUUGGGCUGCAGAACCAGGAGCUGAACAUCAGCCUGACCUCCAUUGGGCUCCUGUGGAACAUCUCGGACUACUUCUUCCAGCGGGGGGAGCUCAUCGUACAGGAGCUGAACAGGGAGGAGGCCCUGAUGGAGAAGCAGGCCAAGGAGAAGGGCGUGGCCCUGAACAGGCCCUUCCACCCGGCUCCGCCCUUCGACUGCCUGUGGCUGUGCCUGUACGCCAAGCUGGGGGAGCUGUGCGUGGACCCCCGUCCCGCCGUCCGCAAGAGCGCCGGACAGACCCUCUUCUCCACCAUCAGCGCUCACGGCACCCUACUGCAGCCAAGCACCUGGCACACUGUGAUCUGGAAGGUACUCUUCCACCUGCUGGACUGUGUGAGGAAGUCCUCCACCACGGCAGACAAGGAGAAGAUCGAGUCUGGGGGCGGGAACAUCCUCAUCCACCACUCACGCGACACGGCUGAGAAGCAGUGGGCGGAGACCUGGGUGCUGACUCUGGCGGGCGUGGCUCGUAUCUUCAACACCCGGAGAUACCUGCUGCAGUCACUCGGUGACUUCUUCAAAGCCUGGGAGGUGCUGCUGGAUCACAUCCAAUCAGCCGCCCUCAGCAAGAAUAACGAGGUCUCAUUGGCUGCGCUCAAGAGCUUCCAGGAGAUCCUCCAGAUCACCUCGCCCGCCCGCGAUUCCGAAAAGCCCGACGCGCUCGCCGCCAUGGGCGUGCCCGCCCUCGCCGACCCCCUCCCCGCCUCCGGGCCCGGCAGACCCCUCCCCCUCGCCCUGCCGCGAUCCGAUUCGCUGUCCGAGAGGCUUUGCCGCUACGAGGGGGCGGAGCAGGCGCCCUGCGGGCCGGUGGACGAGGCGGAGGACUCAGCGCUGUGGUGGUCGGCCUGGAACACCUGGUACCGGACCGGCAUGGAGUGCACCCGCCCCCCGAGCGCCGCCGACAAGCUGGCCUUCAUCCCCAGCCAGCCCUUCCUCACCGCGCUGGUCCAGAUCUUCCCGGCGCUCUACCAGCACGUCAAGGCCAACUUCAGCAUGGAGGACCUGGGCAAGCUGGGCGUCAUCCUCCAGGGGGCGGUGUCCGUGCCCAUCAGCUCCGACGCCUCGCCCUUCAUACUGCCCUCCUACACCGAGGCCGUCCUCACCAGCCUGCAGGAGGCGGUGCUCACCGCGCUGGACGUUCUGCAGAAGGCCAUCUGCGUGGGCCCGGAGAACAUGCAGGCCAUGUUUCCCGCCAUCUUGGACCAGCUGUUGCUGUUUGUGGAGUUCUCCUGCAAGCCCCCGCAGUACGGCAAGCUGGAGACCAAGCACAUCGCCAACGCCAAGUACAACCAGAUCCAACUGUUUGCUCCGGCAGAGUGGGUGGCCUUAAACUACGUCCCCUUUGCGGAGCGGUCCUUAGAGGUGGUGGUGGAUCUGUACCAGAAGACUGCCUGCCACAAAGCAGUGGUCAAUGAGAAGGUUCUGCAGAACAUCAUAAAGACUCUGAGGGUGCCGCUGGGUCUGAAGUACGCCUGCCCGUCGGAGAGCACCUGGAAGCUGGCCGUGUCCUCCCUGCUCCGGGUCCUGUCCGUCGGCCUGCCCGUCGCCCGGCAACACGCCUCCUCCGGGAGGUUCGACACCAUGUGGCCGGAGCUCGCAAACGCCUUCGAGGACUUCCUGUUCACUAAAAGCACACCCCCUGAUAAUCUGUCCAUUCAGGAAUUCCAGAGAAACGAAAGCAUCGAUGUUGAGGUAGUUCGGCUCAUCAGCACGGAGAUUUUGCCUUUCGCCAACUUCAUCCCCAAAGAGUUCGUCGGGCAGAUCAUGGCGAUGCUCAAUAAGGGAUCCAUCCACUCGCAGUCCUCCUCAUUCACAGAAGCGGAGAUUGACGUGCGGAUGCGGGAGGAGUUCUCCAAGGUGUGCUUCGAGACGCUGCUCCAGUUCUCCUUCAGCAAUAAGGGCUCCACGCCGCAGGAGGGCUACAUCUCGCGCAUGGCGCUCUCCGUCCUGCUGAAGCGGUCCCAGGACGUCCUGCGCCGCUACGUGGAAGACGAGAGGCUGAGCGGCCGCUGCCCCCUCCCCAGGCAACAAGUCACUGAGAUCAUCUUUGUUCUAAAAGCAAUCAGCACCCUUAUGGACUCUCUUAAGAAGACUCAGCCUGAGAAUGUGGACGGGAACACCUGGGCACAGGUGAUCACUCUGUAUCCCACGCUGGUGGAGUGCAUCACCUGCUCCUCCUCGGAGGUCAGCUCCGCCCUGAAGGAGGCCCUGGGGCCGUUCAAAGACUUUAUGCAGCCGCCGGUCAGCAAAGUCCAGAACGGGGAGUCGUGACCGGCCCGCGUCCGGCACCGGAGCUCGGACACCGGAGUUCGCUCUUUUGGUUUGUUCUUUUUUUUGUUUGUUUAAUGAACGAUGGAGGACAUGUUUUGCCUUCCUUUUUUCUUUGAUUUACGGAUAACAUGCGUGUGAACUCUCUGCUCACCAUGAGCCCAUCUAACAGACCAUGAUACUCCACACCCCCCACCCCUCCCCCGAGGGAAAAUUGUGAGUGACAGGCCGGACCUCGACGGCGAGUCUUGAAAGGCCUCAGCGUGUGCUUUUUGUUCAGAGUGUGGGCGACACAGUCAGACUGGCUGGAUUUCUGCAUCAACCGCUGCUUUUGUUGAACUGCAGUGUUCCUGUUCUAUUUUGGAUUUUUUUUUUUUUUGCUUGAUUUGCUUUUUGUUUUCUUUUUUCCCCCCUUAAGAAAAGGCAAAUGUACAGUGUGUGGUGAUAGUGUUAAUGAUGUCAUUACGAAUAAAGUAUUUGGGCUGUACUAACACUAAAAGCAAAAAAAAACAAAAAAAAAACUCAUUAACAUAUUCAAAAAAAAAAAAAGAUUUUUUUCUGCACUUUUUCCAACAUCAAGAAUUUUAUGCAAGAUCUUACUGGAACAUUCCAUAUCAUCAUUAGCCAGCCUGAAAGGGGUGUGCUUGUGUGUGUAAAAUAAAUGGUACAGUUCUAUUAAAAAACAACCAAAUAUUUUCCUCUGUC
This is a messenger RNA of Anguilla rostrata (American eel), 6240 nucleotides long. RefSeq names its product protein MON2 homolog. The transcript is spliced from 35 exons. The record is from RefSeq and is a predicted model, not a curated record. The coding region runs from base 400 to 5538 and encodes 1712 amino acids. NCBI's taxonomy places the organism in Eukaryota, Metazoa, Chordata, Actinopteri, Anguilliformes, Anguillidae.